This is a messenger RNA of Vigna angularis (adzuki bean), 2940 nucleotides long. RefSeq names its product putative pentatricopeptide repeat-containing protein At1g74580. The record is from RefSeq and is a predicted model, not a curated record. Gene Ontology annotation, molecular function: protein binding. Bases 150 to 2456 code for a protein of 768 amino acids. The transcript is spliced from 3 exons. Lineage: Eukaryota; Viridiplantae; Streptophyta; Magnoliopsida; Fabales; Fabaceae.
GCCAAAGCCAGAAUAACCAGAAAACUCAAAGUUUUCUGCUUUUAAUGGUGGAACCAAACCCUCUCUCUGUAUAGACAUUGAAAACGUCGAAAUCCUGAAUCCAUGUGAGAGGCACCCUUCUUCUUCUUCUUCUUCUUGUUGAUUUUGAGAUGAAUCGUGUACUGCUUCCGAAGCACGUUGCGGCGGUGGUGAAAGCCCAAAAGGACCCUCUGAAAGCGCUGGAAAUGUUCAACUCGGCGAAAAAGGAGUCUGGCUUCAAGCACACGCUGCUAACGUACAAGUGCAUGGUGCAGAAGCUGGGCCAUCACGGCGAGUUCGAGGAGAUGGAGAAGGUGCUUUCGGAAAUGAGAGAGUACGUCAACAACGCGCUUCUGGAAGGCGCGUACAUCGAGGCCAUGAAAAACUAUGGUAGGAAGGGGAAGGUUCAGGAAGCAGUGGACACCUUCGAACGCAUGGACUUCUACAACUGCGACCCCUCCGUUCACUCCUACAACGCCAUCAUGAACAUUUUGGUGGAGUACGGUUACCAUGACCAAGCCCACAAAGUAUACAUGAGGAUGAGAGACAGAGGGGUGGAAUCUGAUGUGUACACCUACACCGUAAGGAUCAAGUCCUUCUGCAGAACUUCCAGGCCUCACGCUGCUCUCAGACUCCUUCGAAACAUGCCUGAACUUGGGUGUGAUUUCAAUGCUGUCGCCUAUUGCACUGUCGUUGCUGGGCUGUAUAAUUCUGGUGACCAUGCUGAUGCGAGUGUUCUGUUUGAUGAAAUGCUUGCGCGGUGUUUGUGCCCCGAUGUUGUCACGUUUAAUAAACUUUUGCAUGUCCUUUGCAAAAAAGGUCUUGUUUCUGAAAGUGAGAAGCUUCUCGGCAAGGCUUUGAAGAGGGGGGUUUGUCCCAAUUUGUUCACAUUUAAUAUUUUUGUUCAAGGGCUUUGUAGGGAAGGGGCUCUUGACCGUGCUGUUAGGUUGUUGGAUAGUGUGUUGAGGGAGGGAUUGAGUCUUGAUGUCGUCACUUAUAAUAUAUUGAUAUGUGGUCUGUGUAGGAAUUCGUGGGUUGUGGAGGCAGAAGAUUACUUGCGGAAAAUGGUGAAUGAUGGAUUUGAGCCUGAUGCUUUUACCUAUAAUAGUAUUAUUGAUGGGUACUGCAAGAAGGGGAUGGUGCAAUGUGCAAAUAGGGUGCUGAAGGAUGCAAUUUUUAGGGGUUUUAAACCUGAUGAGUUUACUUAUUGUUCCCUAAUUAAUGGGUUUUGCCGGGACGGUGACCCUGAUCAAGCCAUGGCUGUCUUUAAGGAUGGACUGGGAAAAGGUUUGAGGCCGAGCGUUGUUGUUUACAAUACCUUGAUUAAAGGGUUGUCUCAGCAGGGUCUUAUUUUACCCGCUUUGCAAUUGAUGAAUGAGAUGUCGGAAAAUGGUUGUCAACCCAAUAUAUGGACUUAUAAUUUAGUUAUAAAUGGCUUGUGCAAGAUGGGUUGUGUGUCUGAUGCUACUCAUCUUGUAGAUGAUGCUAUUGCCAAAGGGUGCCUCCCGGACAUAUUUACCUAUAAUACUUUGAUCGAUGGCUAUUGUAAACAGAUGAAGUUAGACAAUGCAACUGAGGUAGUAAAUAGAAUGUGGAGUCUGGGCAUGACUCCCGAUGUUAUCACAUACAACACUUUGCUGAAUGGGCUUUGCAAGGCUGCAAAAUCUGAAGAAGUAAUGGAGAUUUUCAAGGCUAUGGAGGAGAAGGGAUGUGCUCCAAACAUAGUUACGUAUAACAUUAUUGUAGAGAGCCUUUGUAAAGCUAAGAAAGUAAGUGAAGCUGUAGAUUUGCUUGGGGAAAUGAAAAGCAAGGGUUUGAAACCUGAUGUUGUUAGUUUUGGCACAUUGAUCACUGGGUUCUGUAAGAUUGGGGAUCUGGAUGGUGCUUACCGGUUAUUUAGAAGGAUGGAAAAACAAUAUGAUGUUUGCCAUACAACCGCAACAUAUAACAUCAUAAUCAGUGCAUUUUCUGAACAACUCAACAUGAUUAUGGCCAUGAAGCUCUUCUCUAAGAUGAAGGGCAAUGGCUGUGACCCAGACAACUAUACCUAUCGGGUUGUCAUAGAUGGCUUUUGCAAAAUGGGAAAUAUUUCUCAAGGAUACAAUUUUCUUUUGGAAAAUAUUGAAAAGGGGUUUACACCAUCAUUGACAACAUUUGGACGGGUUUUAAAUUGUCUGUGUGCAAAGGACAAGGUUCCAGAAGCAGUUAGUAUCAUCCACUGUAUGGUACAAAAGGGCAUCAUUCCAAAUACUGUAAAUACAAUUUUUGAAGCUGAUAAAAAGGUGGUAGCGGCGCCUAAGAUUCUUGUAGAAGAUUUGUUGAAAAAGGGUCACAUAACUUAUCACACUUACGAACUACUCCAUGAUGGUAUUAGAGAUAGAAAGAUACCCAAGAAAAGACUCCCAACUGCGAAUUCUCUUCAUCGAGGGGCCAAGUGACCAGCUUUUGAUAGAAGAUAAUAUCUUUUGAAAGUGAUCAUUCAUGACUCUGCCCAUGGAUAAUAUCUUUGGAAGAUAUGAGUCUUCAAGCCAUAUUUUACAUUCAGAAGUGCAUUUGAAGAAUGAGGAGUAAUGAUGCUCAUCCACAUACUCAAGUCCUCGACAACCAAUGGAGAAAGAUAGCUGCUAAUUUUCGCAGCAUUAUCUUUUGAUUUGUAACAUGGAAGUUAAAAUACAAGUCAUUCUUGAAUAUCGAAAGGUUGCCGCUUCAACCAACAGGGAAGUAGAUGCACAUAUUCCUAGUUACCCUAACUUGCUACGGCAACUUAUCUGUUAGCUUGAAAAAGUGAAAGUGCACGUAAGGAUAACAUAAAUAGUUCAGAACUUCAGAUUAAAUGUACAUCUGGAACAUUUUAACGGGCUUGCACUCCGAACCUUUAAAUCAUGCAUCCUGAUGCUGAAGCAGAAGUAUAUGUGAAAGUGA